Molecule: messenger RNA, 2537 nt
Organism: Alosa alosa (allis shad)
Lineage: Eukaryota; Metazoa; Chordata; Actinopteri; Clupeiformes; Clupeidae
Exons: 11
Coding region: 99-2537 (812 amino acids)
Source: RefSeq, a predicted model, not a curated record
CACUGGAAGUCCCUGAAAGGUGGACAGCGUUCAACAGCUGCUACUGUCAAUAGCCGUUAAUGUGGUGAAUUAAGAGAGGUCUGACUACAGUGCUGCUCAUGGCCCAUGGGAGCUGCGUGAGUCAGCCCAUGCACUCAGUGAUGGAGCCCGCGGAGGGUCCCACGGGGAUGAGGUGUAUCUGGGAGCGACGCAAAGAGCUCCUUAGGAGAGGCGUCCCAAAGUCGGACACUCUGGACAAUCUGAGGGAGAAGAUUCUGGAACAGAGGCGGGUGAGGCUCAGGACGUUGGCCAAUCAGAGGAGGACGCCUGUUGAGGAAGGAAUAUUGGUGAACAACAAAGUCCAGCACGGGGUCCAGAUGACCAGAAAAGUUUGCAGAGUGACCUUCUCUCUCAAAGGAGGAGGUUCUGGUGGUGGGAUGGCGGUCAGAUCGUCGUCCAGAGGGGCUUCUGAGAGGGAGUCCUGUGCGAAGAGAGGACCAGCGAGAGGACCAGCGAGAUCAGACGCUCCCAGCCCUCCUCCGCUGCCCAUCCCUUGUCUCACUGUAGGAGAGCAUUCAGCUAACAUCUCCGCCUGGCGUGACGCCCAAAAACUCAUGAAGCACUUCCUGGGGUCAACGAGGACAGCACUCACCAGCACCAAAGAGAACGUGGCACCCUCUCCACAGCGUGCCAACAGCUUGACUGCACCUGUUGGGCCACAAGGUCUGAUUAAUAAGCCAGGUAGCACAGAUGAGUCAGAGGCUCUGGACUGUGAUCAGAGAUGUCUAGACCACUUAGUGCUUCAGCCCACAUCAGCCAAGACUGGGAUGAAGGGAAUCCGUAACCUUCCUCCUCCCAAGACUGGAGUGAAGGGAAUCCGUAACCUUCCUCCUCCUAAGACAGUUGGGAAAGAGAAACACACAAACACACACAAACACACACAACUGCAACACACACUCACACCAGUGGCUGAUAUCACAGAAUCACACACACAACCUGGACACACACAUGCGGCCGGCAGAUGGCCCAAGCCCGAGCUGCAGGAGUACAUGCGACGCCAAGGGGUCAAGAGGACGAGGAAGAUGAGACGACAGGCGAGGGAGGCCGAGGAGGAGGAGGAGAGGAGGAAGAACAGACUCCAAGAAGUGACCAGGAGACAGAGAGAGGCGCUGGCACGCAGCAGGAGGACAGUGGACGCUCCCUCAGCGGAAAGGAGUUCCCCUGGCUCUGCUGUAGCACAGAGGGAGGCUGUUUCCUGGAGCCAUGUCAGAACAUCCCUGCUGCACACAGGAGGGACCGCACAGACUAGCAUGACCCCAGCAGCUGGGACAGGAGGGCAGGUGGGGUCACCUGGGCAGGUGUGGGGGCGUGUCCUGGCGCAGACCCAGAGGGAGAGAGCGGAGGCACUGAGGGAUGCCGCGGCCUCUCUGGACGCUCGGCUGGAGGACGCUCUGGCUCUGUGUCGGCCUCGGGAUCCGGGUCUAACCCCACACACAGCACUGGACUCUGGCCCAGAUCUGUCCCAGAUGAGGCCCACAUCCCAGACUCCCGCUAGAGCCUCACCGCCCACAGACACAGUCCCCAGUCAGGAUCACAGACCCCAAACACCCGCUAGAGCCUCAACAACCACAGACACAGUCCCCAGUCAGGAUCACAGACCCCAAACACCCGCUAGAGCCUCAACAACCACAGACACAGUCCCCAGUCAGGAUCACAGACCCCAAACACCCGCUAGAGCCUCAACAACCACAGACACAGCCCCCAGUCAGGAUCAUAGAGGCUCUACACAGAGGUCAGUCUUCAGUGCAGGACUUCAGAGAGAUGGAUGCACCCAGUCAAACAGUAUCAUGGAGGCACUAGGUGUUGGGGACUCUGCUCUAGCUGGAGAGUGGGUGGGUCAUGCAGAGAGGCCUAUGUUAGGCGGCAGUGACACCAGACCCACAUGCUCCCCCAGACCCACCGUCUCCACCAACACCAACACCAACACCACCACCACCAGCAGCAACACCACCAGACCCAUCCUCUCCAACACCAGCAGCAGCAGCCCCUCCCUCUGCUCCAGCUCAGACUCCACCAGUAAGUGGAGUGAGCUGAGUGAGUUCUACAGCCAGGGGGCGCUGAAGGGCCACCUCUCUCUGGCCCAGUCCCUGCAGUUCCUGAGAGAAGAAGAGCUACGUGCACGGCACGCGAGCGCCCUCUUCAGGCUCAGAGCGGAAGCGCUGCGAGAGAGGACCCACGCUGAGCUCGGGCUUCUGGACCAGUGGAAGAGUGAGCUAGGGCUGGGGGACCCUGAGGCCCUCACUCAGAUGAACAGGAAGAGGGAUGAGGUCAUCAGGCUCUACCAGCAGGAACAGACUGGAUCCACCGGACCCACUGGGCGCAGGCUACUGCUGCAGCAGCAGAACCAUUCUCAGCAUCACGGGAGAACCACAGUCUCGCCUGACACGCACCCGGGAGGACACCUGAGGAAGAGGAUAAGCGUAGGGACCGCCGGGGCGUCCAUCCCGCGUGAAGGACAUCAGAGGCAGCCCACACAGGCCUGCCCAGAAGGGGAGUAG